AUGACUUUUGAAAUCACUCCUUGCUCUCAAGAGCGCAUGCCUGCGGGGGCCGAUAUGGAAGACUGCCAUGUCAUCUCCGGGUCAAGCAAGUCGACAAAAGUUUUGCACGACACUCCUUUAUCCCCAGCGGCCGAGAUGAAGGCCACUACAUACCCCAAAACGACAAUUGGUCAAGAUUUAUCAGAGCUUUUCGCUGAAAACGUGGUCGCAAAGCUUUACAGAACUGCCAUCGAACACGCCAUUGAAUCCAAUGACAGCAGAGCACGGGACCUUGACUUCAUCCCCGACGCAUAUCCAGAGGAGGUCCCUCAAGACGGCCCCGAAGCAGGUCGCUAUGUACCAAGGGAACCCGACUUUUGGACUUCGGGCUUUUUUCCCGGUUCUCUUUAUUGUUUACUUGAGCGAUUGGUUCGAUACCCGAAGAGUAUUCAAUUGUCGCCUCGACUUUCCAGCUCCGGAGACUCGGUGGACAUUGCCCAGAUCCGGUCUGAUGUGCAGUCAUUAUGUCGCUCAUGGGCUAAGCCACUCCACGCCAUGGCAAGUAGGCAAGAUACACAUGAUCUGGGAUUUAUGAUCAUGCCGGCCUUGCAAAGGGACUGGGAACUCACUGGCAAUACCAAGAGCUUGGACUCCAUACUGCAAGCAGCAGAUAGCUUGUCUUCCAGAUUUGUCCCUUCAGCCGGCGCUAUUCGAAGUUGGGAUGAGCGCAUACAGAAAAACAUUCAGAUUACAUGCCAGAAAACUAAUUGCAUUCUGAUAAUCGAUAGCAUGUGCAACAUGGAUCUCUUGUACUAUGCCGCGGGUCACUCUCGCAACGGCGAGAGUUUACGUGAAAUUGCCACUGCCCACGCCACCACUCUCCUCCGAACGCACCUCCGACCAGAGCCCCCAGUCGUAGCAUCUGAAGGUGCCUAUCGUGGCCAGUGGUACUCUACAUACCAUGUCGCCAAUCUCGAUCCCAAAACCGGUCUCAUCAAACAGCAUUUCACCGCGCAGGGCUAUUCUGACACAUCCACCUGGGCUCGUGGCCAGGCAUGGGGCAUACUCGGCUACGCACAAACAUACAUGUGGACAAAGGACAGGAAGUUCCUUCAGGCCUCAUGUGGCCUAGCAGAGUAUUUUCUCUACCAGCUAGAGACCAGUCCCGGCUGUGUGGAGAUGAAAGCUGGUCAAGGCAUGGUCGACGAUUCCACCGGCCGGCACCGUCGUGGACGUUAUGUACCACUAUGGGACUUUGAUGCCCCCAUAGAGGAUGCGGCUAACCCGACGAGGGACUCCUCUGCUGGGGCAAUCGCUGCUAACGGAAUGCUGGUCUUGUCUCAAGGCUUGGCCGGCCUUGGCUAUGACCAUCUCUCCACCAGAUUCCGAACCGCCUCUUUGGAUAUUAUGAGGGAUCUUGUCAAUUUUGCGCUAGCGCCCGAGAAGGCUCAACUUGUGCGAGGCGCAGAUGGUCAAGUUGAGGUUAGGGAUGUUUCCCCAGGCCAUACAUUUGCGGGUUUGUUAAAGUAUGGGACAGCUAAUAACAACGAGAAUGCCCUCAGGAGGUAUGCAAAUCAUGGUUUGGUCUAUGGCGACUAUUAUCUCAUGGAAUAUGGAAAUAGAUUGUUAAGCAUGGGUCUUGAAUAG
Fusarium pseudograminearum CS3096 is the source of this 1626-nucleotide messenger RNA. RefSeq lists its product as uncharacterized. The transcript has a single exon. The record is from RefSeq and is a predicted model, not a curated record. NCBI's taxonomy places the organism in Eukaryota, Fungi, Ascomycota, Sordariomycetes, Hypocreales, Nectriaceae. Gene Ontology annotation, biological process: polysaccharide catabolic process. Gene Ontology annotation, molecular function: chondroitin hydrolase activity. Bases 1 to 1626 code for a protein of 541 amino acids.